UAUCGCGAUCACCAGUUGCUAUUAAAAUUAUUUUUAUAUCUCGGUGUUAUGCCGAUUGUUCGUUCUGGACCUGGCAUUAUAUCAUUCAAAUGGAAAUCACCACAAAUGGCAUACGCUUUGAUUCUUUAUUUCUUUACUACUUCUUUAGUUCUAGCAGUCGGCUACGAGAGGCUUCGUAUUUUUCAAACAACCAAAAUAUUUGAUGACUACAUUUAUGCAAUUAUUUUUAUUAUAUUUUUGGUACCACAUUUUUGGAUACCAUUUGUUGGCUGGGGAGUUGCCAACGAGGUUGCAACAUACAAGACAAUGUGGGCUCAUUUUCAAGUAAGAUUUUAUCGAGUUGCUGGAGAAUCCUUGAUGUUUCCAAGACUUCGAAUUAUGAUUAUCAUAUUAUUUGUCGGAUGUGUUUCGUUGGCUGUGGUUAUUUUAUACAGUCUUAGCUGUCUGCUAGAUGGAUUCUUACUUUGGCAUACGAUAGCAUAUUUCCAUAUCAUUACCAUGAUCAAUAUGAACGCUGCUUUAUUGUAUAUUAACGCAAGAGCAGUUAAGGAAGCUUCUCAUAGCUUAUCAGCAUGUUUCAAAAAGGACACAACUUUUGAUUGCAAUCCCAAAGUUGUUUCAGAAUAUCGAGUUCUUUGGCUAAAUUUAAGCGAAAUUCUACAAGCUUUAGGUAAUGCUUAUGCCCGGACUUACACAACGUUUUGUCUUUUUCUAUCAAUCAAUAUAACAAUCGCAGCUUUUGGAGCUUUGUCAGAAAUUUUCGAUAGUGGAUUUUCACCCAAAGUUGUUGGAAUGUUGAUACUGACAAUUUAUUGUACAACUUUGCUUUUUAUAGUGUGUGAUUGUGCUGAGGCUGCUACUAAUGUUGUAGCUGAAGAAAUUCAACACACUUUGCUAACAUUGAAUCUAUCGAAAAUCGAAAUACAAACUCGCAGGGAAAUUGAUCAUUUUAUAUCAGCAAUUGAAAUUAAUCCACCUGUUAUUUGUAUGAAAGGUUUUGGUCAAAUUAAUAGACAACUUCUCACUUCGUUUAUUUAA
Molecule: messenger RNA, 1038 nt
Organism: Episyrphus balteatus (marmalade hoverfly)
Lineage: Eukaryota; Metazoa; Arthropoda; Insecta; Diptera; Syrphidae
Product: gustatory and odorant receptor 22-like
Exons: 5
Coding region: 49-1038 (329 amino acids)
Biological process (GO): sensory perception of taste
Cellular component (GO): membrane
Source: RefSeq, a predicted model, not a curated record